AUGGAGUUGUCCGCCGCGGUAGCUUCACGACCAGUUCUUGUGCGCUUUCACGGCGCCGCCUGUUCUUCCGAUUCCUCUCCAUCUCUUUCUACUCUAUAUCUCAGACCCAGAAAUUUUUCUGGGUUUCUGAGUUCUGGCAUUUCCGUCUCUGGUCAGUUGCAGGGUUAUGUUUCGCCCAGGGCAAUGGGAAAGGAGAGAGAGAAGAAGAAAGACAAGGAGAAGAAUUUCACAUUGAAGAAAUGGCUGGCCAAAGAUUUGGCUACGUUUUCUGACAUGGUUUCCGGCGUAGAGAAUGGGAAUUGUUCGGUGGAUGAAGAAGACGAAAGGAAGAUGAUGAAGGAAGCAACAGAGGUCCUGUUUGGAGAAUCUCGAGAGAUGAGAUCAGAGGGAAAGAAGCUGAAGAGGAAGAGAAAAGGAAAGGAGGCCCUAAUGAAGUUGAUGACAAUCAACUCUGAGUUUGAAUUAGACUCAUCAGAUUCAAGUGAAAACCCAAGCGAGGAGGCGAUCUACAUGAGCCUCUUAAGAGGUGAAACAAUAAAACAAUCAAAAGAUAAUUAUGAACCACAGCAGGCAGUUCACCAAGAAGCAAUAUCAGCUAAACCCGGCUUACCUACUCAAGAAGAGAAUAAGUCAGUGGAAUCUGGGAUUAGAGACCUCAAUCUGCAAAAUCUUGGAGGAGAAGGCAGUGGAAGUGAUGGUCAAAGUAUUACAAAUAGAGUUGGGGAAUCGAAAACAAGGAUUGAGGUUUGCAUGGGUGGCAAAUGUAGGAAAUUGGGAGCCGCCAUGCUGCUGGAAGAAUUUCAAAGGCAGGUUGGAACAAAAGCGGGUGUUGUCCCAUGCAAGUGCAUGGGAAGAUGCAGGGAUGGCCCUAAUGUAAAGGGUGUUGAGGAGGUAGGAUGGGGUUCCUGUAGCAAAUCCUCUUCACAUUGGUGUGGUGUGGGUUUGGAUGAGAUCAGCGUGAUUGUUGCAGAUUUAUUUGACGGUUGGAGCAACAAGCCUCAUGAUCAGGUGCCCCCUGCCUGAAAGGCCUUAGCUUGAGUUAUGUGAUCUACAUUUUUUUUUCCUUGUAAUUUACCUCUGUUUUCAACGGUAACGAAAGGCAAGAAAGAGUUCCAAGGAUUUGAA
Vitis riparia (riverbank grape) is the source of this 1125-nucleotide messenger RNA. Its product is annotated as diacylglycerol O-acyltransferase 3-like. NCBI's taxonomy places the organism in Eukaryota, Viridiplantae, Streptophyta, Magnoliopsida, Vitales, Vitaceae. Bases 1 to 1023 code for a protein of 340 amino acids. The transcript has 2 exons. The record is from RefSeq and is a predicted model, not a curated record.